This is a messenger RNA of Uranotaenia lowii, 3399 nucleotides long. RefSeq lists its product as uncharacterized. Lineage: Eukaryota; Metazoa; Arthropoda; Insecta; Diptera; Culicidae. Gene Ontology annotation, biological process: proteolysis. Bases 1 to 3399 code for a protein of 1132 amino acids. The record is from RefSeq and is a predicted model, not a curated record. The transcript is spliced from 4 exons. Gene Ontology annotation, molecular function: aspartic-type endopeptidase activity.
AUGCCGAUGGUUAGACUCCCCAAGCUAGAUUUGUCUACGUUCGAUGGCGAUGUGGAAAAUUGGAUUCCGUUUCGCGACUCGUAUAAGAACCUAAUCCACGAUAAGAAGAACCUCGCCUCAGUGGAUGAGUUUCAUUAUUUGUUGGCCGCCUUGAAAGAACCGGUCAAAAAACUCCUUUAUACGAUCAGUGUAACCGAGAAAAAUUACGAUAUCGCAUGGAAUCUACUCGUGUCUAGAUUCGAUAAUAAACGUCUGUUAAUAAAAAAUCAUAUCGCUGCUCUUUUUUCUAUGGAGUCGGUAAAAAGGGAAUCAUCAUCUGCGAUCCUUUCAAUUGUGGAUCAUUUCGAGCGCCACGUCAAGAUCCUAAACACGUUGGGAGAAAAUACUGAGGAAUGGAGUUCACUUUUAGUGCAUCUAGUUUGCAGUCGUUCUGAUAGCUACACGCUGAGGGAAUGGGAAUGUAAAACUGCUGGUGAAGUAGAAUCCCCAUCGUACGUCGACCUGGUUGAAUUCCUACAAGAACAAGCCCGCAUGUUACUUUCCCUGAAAGGUGGAUCUACUGUGGACAAACCCCGAUACUCUUCUUCCCAUUCUGCUGUGUCAGCAUCUUAUUCUUCGAAAAAAACCUGCGUUGUUUGCAAUCUGCAGCACAAAAUUUACGAUUCCGAAGCGUUUAAAGUUUUGACCUUGGAACAGAAACAUGAUGUAGUUCGCAAAAAUAAACUUUGUUGGAACUGCUUGGCCACUUCUCACAUGAGUCGAGAGUGCCAAUCCAAAAAUUGCCGAAAAUGUGGGGAUAGCCAUCACACGUACCUAACCCCGUCGUCUCGCGCUGAUCUUUCAACGCCAUCUCAAACAAAGACACCUUUUUUCCCGCCAAAAUCCAAAAAUGCUCCAUCUGAGAACAACUCUCCCACAAAUGCUCCAGAAAAAACUCGCUAUCCGAUCACCUCUCCUAACCUGCACUUGUCACCAACCCCACCUGAUUCAACACCCAGUACAUCAACCGCUAUGGUAGCUGCACAUUCUACGGGCCAGAAAUCCACAGUUUUGCUGUCAACAGCGGUCGUUUUGGUUUAUGGCCCAAUCGGACCAAUGAAGGUCCGAGCUUUAUUGGAUUCGGGUUCGGAACUGAAUUUUAUAACGGAACGAGUAGUCCAGUUAUUAAAACUUUCAAAGCAAAGAGCACAGAUGCACAUUUCGGGGAUGGGGGGAGCCUCUGUUACAAGUCGUUACGCCACCGUCGCAACUAUUUGCUCCAGCGAUCAUUCUUAUCGCUGUGAUCUCUCUUUCCAAAUUUUGCCUAAGAUCACUGGAAAUCUCCCAUCUACUGUUGUAGAUACAUCACAACUGCAAAUCCCACCGGAACUCAACCUAGCGGACCCCUCUUUUGCUCUGCCUCAUCGUAUCGAUAUGGUUAUAGGUGCUCAAUUAUUCUUCUCGCUUCUUUGUGAUGGACAGCGAUACAUCUCCAACCACUCAGAGGGAUUGAGACCUAUUUUACAAAACACAGUAUUGGGUUGGGUAGUGAGCGGACCUGUACCAAUAGCAUCGAAUUCAUCUCACUCUGCGUCUGUUGCCCUUACAUGCACCACCGACGAUCUAGACUUCCAAUUGUCACGCUUUUGGGAGAUUGAGCACUGUCCUGAAGCUCGCAGCUUUUCGAAGGAGGAAUUAGCCUGCGAGAAACUUUUCACCGACACCACCACACGAGAUGAACUUGGUCGGUUUGUUGUUCGUCUACCCACCAAGCCAGAGAUGUUGUGUCAACUGGGCGACUCAGCCACAACAGCUUCAAAACGAUACCACUGGAUGCAGCGUCGGCUCUUGAGAGAUCCGAACUUACAAGACCAAUACUCACAGAUCAUGCUGACUUACGGCACUGCUUGUGCGCCUUAUCUCUCAACCCGCUGUUUAAAGCAAUUGGCAUAUGAUCACAUGAUGAUUAACAAACACGUAGCCUCUAAAAUAAGCACCGACUUUUAUAUGGAUGAUCUUAUCAGUGGGGAUCAAACAGAUGACGCAGCAAUUGAUCUCCUCUCAGAAGUCCAGGGCAUUCUGGGAUCAGCAGGUUUUGAGUUGAGGAAAUGGGCAUCAAAUUCCUCGGCAGUCCUAGCAAGUAUCCCCGAAGCUUUGAAUGAUGACCGAUUAUUCCUCGAAUUAGACAGCUCCCCCUCAAUAAAAACUCUUGGACUCAUCUGGCAUCCCAAAUCCGAUUCUUUCCACUUCAAAUCACCAGAUCUCAUUCAAAGUCAGCAACUCACUAAGAGGAUUGUUGUCUCUGAGAUGGCUCAGCUAUUCGAUCCGCUCGGAAUUCUUGGACCUGUCGUCGUGAAAGCAAAAAUUUUUGUGCAGCAGUUAUGGAGAGCAAACCUUUCUUGGGAUGAUCCGCUCUCACCCAACUUGAGUGGCGCCUGGGAGUCAUAUAGGUCGGACCUUUCAACAGUACACUUAUUUAGUGUUCCUCGACGUGCAGGCGAAAUCCAACUUCACGGAUUUUGCGACGCAUCUCAGCACGCAUAUGGGGCAUGCAUCUACGUACGGAGCUCAACUGAAGACGGCAACAUCAUUACCCACCUUCUUACCGCUAAAUCCCGAGUUGCGCCUAUCCAACAAUCCACAAUUCCUCGGCUGGAAUUAUGUUCAGCAGUUUUGUUAGGCCAUCUGUAUACAAAUCCACCGUCAAAAUUCAACAUCUACGUGGCAAAUCGAGUCGCUAAGGUGCAGCGGCUGACUGUUGGUGGUUCUUGGAAUCACGUUGCCGGUUUCGAGAGCCCAGCCGAUAUUAUUUCGAGAGGUGCUACCCCCCAAGAACUAUCUGGUAACACAUUGUGGUGGGAAGGCCCACCAUGGUUAAAAUUGGAAUCGACGAACUGGCCACGUCGGUUCACUGUUAUGGAGUCGUCUCACGUAAAGCCAGAAGAUUUAGAGGAGAAGAGCCGGCCGCUAACUGCUUGCUCGGAAAAUCCCGAUGAUCAACAAAUCCUGACCCCUGGCCACUUCCUAAUCGGCGAUGCACUGAAGGCUAUUCCGGAACCUGACCUGGGUGAUGUACCAACCAAUAGGCUCUCGCUGUGGCAAGCGAUGCAGCAUAAAGUUCAACGGUUUUGGAAGCUCUGGUCUACUGAUUACUUGAAUCAACUACAACAGCGCUCCAAAAACUACUUUCAAAAACCUAACGUCGUCGUGGGCAAGUUAGUGCUACUGAAGGAGGACAAUUUACCGCCGCUCAAGUGGAGCGUCGGGCGAAUCACCGCAGUGCACUCUGGCGCUGAUAACCUAGUGCAAGUCGUCGAUGUGAAGGUCCCUUCUGGUGCGGUCUUUGACCGGCCGAUCUCAAAGAUCUGCCUGCUACCAUCCAACGACGCUGAAGAUGGUCCGUCGUCAAACAACGAAUGA